Pelodiscus sinensis (Chinese soft-shelled turtle) is the source of this 4116-nucleotide messenger RNA. The record is from RefSeq and is a predicted model, not a curated record. NCBI's taxonomy places the organism in Eukaryota, Metazoa, Chordata, Testudines, Trionychidae.
CGAAACAACAGGAGUCGCGGGCUGAGGACCGUCAUAAGAUAGGGGCGGAGCAGGGGGCAGCGCGUCCCGAUGCCCGGAUGUGCGGAGAUUCUAUCCUCUUGCUUCUGCUUUCCCGAGGCUGCAGGCUUCGCGGUGACAUGUAAUGCCUUGUCUACAACCAAUUUAUAAGGAAUGGUUUUGGCACAGCUUGAUAAGUUACUUAUUCUGAAACAUCGAUUGCUUCUUAUAAUUUAUCUGUAAAAAUGGCAGCUCAUAAAAGGAAAUCUGCAAUAGCAGAACCUUCUGCUAAACGUCGGAAGCUAAAUAAGAACAGCAAAUCAUCAACAAAGAAAGAGAGAGAGGUGUCAGCUGUGAAACAUGUCUUAAAUAAAUCAAAGCCAAAUAAAAGUGCAGUACAGAAGAAAGCAGUGCUUAAAAUCUUGGUCAAACCCAACAGGUCAGUGGUAAAUAAAGCCAUCAAUAAUUGUGCUAGGCUGUCCUCCCAUUCUAAACUAGUGCAGAAACAUUCCAAGCAGAAAGAUCGUCAAAUAAAGAAAAGAUCCAGUAAAACAGUACCUAUGAAAAGAUCAUCCCUAAAAUCACUAAGUAGGGUAUCUACUACAAAAACAUCCUCCAGAUCUUCAAAAAUUAACCAUGCUACCUUCUUGAAAUCUACAAAACCUUCCUCCAAAACAGAUCCUGAAGGGAAGGACAAGCGUUCUUUGCAAACCAAAGUUGCAGUGGAAAGCAAGAGACAACAGCAAUUAAAAUCAACUUCAGAUAUUAAAAAGCAUUCAUCCAAAUCCCAAAGUAUUAGGCAAUCUGUCUUGCUGUCUGUAAAAUCUUUAAAUGAAACUACACUUAGGAGCAAAUGUGUGGAAAUGAAAUCUGCAGAAAAUAAUUCUAAAAGUCCUAAAGUUGUAAAAAGUACAGAUAAAAAUGUAGGGAUACAAGUUCAGAGUUCUAAAAAGGUUCUUGCAAAAAAGUCAACUUCUCAAGAUGUUGAACGACAAACGAUUACAUCUUUGAGUGACAACAAAUGUGAACCUGAAUUAGGUAUGCGCAUGAUGACAAGAUCAGGUACAAAUAAUAAAAUUACUGUCCAAGAACAACCAAAAGCCACAAAAAAUAAGGCAGUGCCUCAGAAGAAGUCAGUUCAAGAAAUUCCUAGGCCAAGAUGCAUCAUCCCAAAUGAUCAGCUAAUCAGGCGGUCACAUAGAUUGCAGCAGUUAUCAGAUAUGCCUGCAAGAUCCCUUCGUAAUAGAGAAAUUAAAGAAGGAAAAACUUCAGGAAAAACUUCAGAAGUGAAACAGGGUAUUCAAACAAAAGGAUGUAUUCAGGGUACUAGAGUUGAAACAGUUAAAUCUGUUAAGCGGAAAUCAGAACAGAAAAAUAAGAAAACAAAAUCUAAUUUUGUAAGUGGAAAUGAAGAAAUAACUAUAGGAAUAACCAAUUCUCUUCCAGAGAAAAAAUGUAAAAUGGACCAUAAAAUCAAAGAUUCCAACAGUUCUCAACAUAGCCUGAGAGGCUCUAGAUUAUUUUUUGAUGAUAAAGUAGAAAUGGUAAGUCCUCUUCAACCAACUUCUGUGAUAACAAAUAAGGAGAAACAAACAGUGCAUCAGAAUGUGAAAAGCAGUGUAAAAACAGAGACAGUUUCACAGCCACCUGUAAAUGAAAGAGAUUUAGCCCAUCGGCUGGAGAAUGUAGUGAAGUCUAAACGGGUAAGCAUUCUGGAACUCUGUGAAGAAAUUGCAGGUGAAAUUGAGUCAGAUACUGUAGAAGUGAAAAGAGAUUGUCCCAACACUGAAUGUAGAAAAGGAGAAGAGAGACAUGCAGAAACACAGCUGCCGCAGACGGUAAUGCUUAAUCAGAAGGAACCAAAUCAGAGCACUCAGUGCAAGCGUUUUUUCCCCAGCAAAAAAGGAAUACCUGUCAAAUGUAUUCUGAAUGGCAGAAAUAAUCCUACAAACAAAAACUCUAAGUGGACCAAAAUUAAACUAAUGAAAGCUAAUAAAAUGCAUCAAAAUAAAUUAAACUCUGCAAGUGUUCCCAAGCUGGAUUUGUUAACAACUAAAACUGAAGUUCCAGAGUCAAGUCAAGCAGCAGGUGCAGAAAUACUGCUUUCAAAGGCCCAAGAUAAACUGUCAAUGACAAAGCCAUGUGAGGAUAAAAGUACAACUCAUGUACAGGAGAAAUUGGGAGCAGUUUCUUCUGAGACAGUCAGAGCUAAAGAUGUGACACCAGAAACAAAGCAACCCACAAAAAGAGUUGCUGAAAAUGGUUUGUUGGAUAAUCAGACAAAACAUGUUCCUGAGCCAACACCAGAUGAGAGUUUUAGCUUGCGUUUGGAAACAAGUCCAGAAAACACUCCAGUGAAAAGUACUACAGCAGCACCAUCUCCACCUAAGCAAGCCAAAAAGGAGAUAGACAGUGAAUCUCAAGGUUCGGCUCUCAAGCACUUGAUGCGCACAUCAUUCACAAAUCAGACCUCUGAUACUCUUAAGAGGGUGUCUCUGCCAAACCAUUCAUUAGCAUCAAGGUGUGGUAGCUUCCUGUCAUCAGAGCAGCAUAAUCAAAAACUAAAAGAAGCAGGAAAAGAUGACAAACAACUGAUCAUAGAUGCAGGACAGAAAAGAUUUGGAGCUGUUUCCUGUAAUAUUUGUGGAAUGCUUUACACUGCAUCAAAUCCAGAGGAUGAAACUCAACAUCUGCUCUUCCACAACCAAUUCAUAAGUGCUGUAAAAUAUGUGGGGUGGAAGAAAGAGAGAAUUUUGGCUGAAUAUCCUGAUGGCAAGAUAAUAAUGGUUCUUCCUGAUGAUCCAAAGUAUGCACUUAAAAAGGUUGAAGAGAUUAGAGAGAUGGUAGACAAUGAUCUGGGGUUCCAACAGGCUCCACUCAAGUGCUAUUCUAGAACAAAGACACUUCUCUUUAUUUCUAAUGACAAAAAGGUGGCUGGUUGUUUAAUUGCAGAACAUAUCCAGUCGGGCUAUAGAGUUAUAGAAGAGAAGAUUCCAGAAGCUAGCUCAGAAAAUGAGAAAAUCAUAUUUGAACGACAAAAAGCCUGGUGCUGCUCAACAUCUCCUGAGCCAGCUAUCUGUGGAAUUAGUCGAAUCUGGGUGUUCAGUAUGAUGCGUCGGAAGAAAAUAGCUUCUCGGAUGAUAGAGUGUCUUAGGAGUAAUUUUAUCUAUGGCUCAUACUUAAGGAAAGAAGAAAUUGCUUUCUCUGACCCCACUCCUGAUGGAAAACUCUUUGCAACUCAGUACUGUGGCACUAGCCAGUUCCUGGUAUAUAACUUUGUCAAUGGACAGUAUCAUACUUAGUGCAAUUUCUUCAGCAAAAGGUACUGGGAGACUUCUGCUAACAAAUACUGUUUGAGUGCAGACCUGAACAGGAGCCAUUUUUUUAUUACAACAAACUCAGGACUGGUAACAACUAAAAGGUUGUACUAUUUUAUUAAAAAAAAUGUAAAUUGUGCAGUAAUAGGCUAACUUUGUUUUUUAAAGAAGAUAUUUUGCUAUCUUUUACAGAAGUUUAUGAUGUAUUUUUAUCUAUAGUCAUGUUUUACAUGCAGCAGAUAUUGUUCAUAGUGGACUGUAAACUAAUGCAAGAACUAUGAUCUCACUGAGUACAUACUGAAGUUCUUAAUGUGGUAAUAUACCAGUGUUGCUUGGCACUGCAAGCUUUAGUAUUUUACCAGUUCUAGAUGUUUAGUAAGGUAUUUAAAAGAUCAUUUAUCAAAAUUUAAAACUGUGCUCAAUUAGAAUUUAAGUAUUUAUAAGCAAUAGACUUGACAGAUUAGAUGGUUCUACUAUGCAUUAAUAUAAGGUAACAGAUUAAAUUAACUUUAAUUUUUCAUUGAUAUGAAUAAAGAAGUUAUGCAUUAUGCAAAAGGAAUAUUUAGCACUAGUUUGUGAAAGAUGAAUUUGAAAAACAAAACAGGUGUAUGCUGCACCAUUCUUCAAAAAUGCUGAACUGGGUAUAUGCCUUUAUUAGUGGACUUCACUUUGUACCUCCUCUAUAAAGCCCUCCACUUUAAAGGGUUUAUAAGGCGAAAAACUGCUGUGGCCUUUUUCCAUCUGUACAUAAUGUAGAUUAAAAAAUAAAGUUUUUGAUAGCUUCCCUUCAGCCUCCCCCCCC